Molecule: messenger RNA, 2167 nt
Organism: Tigriopus californicus
Lineage: Eukaryota; Metazoa; Arthropoda; Copepoda; Harpacticoida; Harpacticidae
Product: adhesive plaque matrix protein-like
Exons: 5
Coding region: 802-1779 (325 amino acids)
Cellular component (GO): extracellular matrix
Source: RefSeq, a predicted model, not a curated record
AUCAGCAACUACAGUAUACGGCAAGUGGCAAUUAAACGGCAAGUCAGUGAUCUCAUCUGAUCUCAAAAACAUCAGCUAUUUUCUCUCGCUAGCAACCCAAAUGUCACAAUGUUUUUGCUGGCGUCAAGAAAGGGCCGAAAAAAAGAACCUUGUCAUUCACACAACGGGUCUCUAAUUUGAGAUGCUCGUCACGGACAGAGGCAACAACAAAAUUAUCUUCAUCAUCAUCAUCACUGUUCGCUGUCAGUACCAACCCAAAUAUAUGAAGUGAGGGACAUUCCCCUACCCGGCUGAAUCCCUUCACAACUGCAUCCAGGUGUUGGCGCUUACGCUUAUUAGACGCUAGGGGAGUGCCGAAAUCAUAACUUCAACAAUAAUUGAGGGGUACACCCGGUGCGUCAAGUUGAAACUGACGCAUCGCACAGGUUUACUUCUGCUCCGGUCCAUAUCAAGGAUUGCGUACGCUCAAAGAAGGAGCGUCAAGUGAGGAUCUCAGUGGGCAACGGUAUUGCGUCAACCCCCAUUGAAAACAAGAAAUGAAGCCGGGGAAAAAACGAACUUGUUGCUAUAACUCCGUUGUUGCGGGUGCUGCCGUGUCCUCCACCCAUCUGCCAUCGACCAUCGACCAUCAACCAUGAACCAUCUACCCUGGAGGGUUCGUUGCUGGUUGGUGGCUUGCUGGCUUCCAUGGGGAUGGUGGAGAAUCGGGCGAUGGUGAUAUCGGUUCUGGUGAUGAAGAAGUCGCUAACAAAUGUGGUCUAAAUUCAGUGUGAAGCAGCAAAACAUCGGAUAAACAUCAUCAUGAUCAGGCUCUCGACAUCGCUGGCUCUUUGCCUUUCCCUCAUUUCCGUGGCCUUGGCGGACAAUUCCUACGCUCAGCCCUCCUACGAUGAGCCGGCCAAUUAUCAGUUCAAAUACGAAGUCAAAGAUGAGUACACGGGUCAGGAUUUCGGGCAAGAGGAAGCUCGUUCCGGUUACAACACUGACGGAGAAUAUCAGGUCCUUCUGCCCGAUGGUCGCCGACAAAUUGUGACCUAUCGCAUCGAUGAUCCCGAAUCUGGUUUCGUGGCCGAUGUCCGGUAUGAGGGUGAGGCCAAGGAGUACCACUAUGAGCCCAAGCCCGUCUCCUAUCAACCCAAACCAGCUUAUCGGGCUGUUGAGCCAGUGUACAAACCUAAGCCCGUCUAUGAGCCUAAGCCAGUGUACAAGCCCCGCCCCACUUACAAGCCCACCCCAGCUCCUUAUAAGCCCAAGCCUGUGUAUACCCCUGCCCCUUAUAAGCCCACCCCCGCCCCUUACAAGGCUCCUGAGUACCUGCCAACUGCUGCCCCAUACAAGGCCCCGCAAUACUCUACCGAGUCUUACGUCAGAUCUCCCAAGGCCAGACAAUAUGGCACCACCCCAGCCCCGGUCUAUGAACCCGUGACCACCACUUACAAACCGGUAUAUAAUCCCAGACCCACUUACAAACCCGAGCCCACUUAUGUGAGCACCACCCACAAGCCCACUGAGCCCAAGCCAUACCGACCCACCUCGCCCAAGGCUAGACAAAACAUUCCUUCGUACGAGACGUCUGAGGCCCCCAAGGACACCACAACCACUACAGAGGCGCCCGUUUACGAUCCUAGCAACACUCAAAAGCGACGCAUGAGAUACCCCAAGAAGUUGAAGGUCUCGUCGGACCGCAAGUUGCACGAUAGUUUAUUCUACGGUAAUGUGAAAGGCCGCGUCCGGGCCCCAGUCCGCAGGCGAGUCGAGAAAAGCGAAUCGGAGAACUGAACUCUCAAAUCAUGAUCUUAUAUUGUGAUAUCGACCUUCACAUCUCAUUUCUUCAUCCACUGAAACUCUCUUUACCCCUUUUCUCCUCUCUGCAAGAAUUGUGCCUCUUUGAGGGCUUACUUCAAAGCGAUCAGAUUCUUGACCACAUCAAAAUUGCUCAUUGCGGAUCUUCGAUCAGCCAAGAAUUUGGCAAGCUAUUAUCCGCCAUUGUGUAACACCAACACCCACAAACUGUUUUUGAUGACCAGCUAUUAUUUAUUGAUUAUUAUUUAUUAUUACCUAUUUAUUGCCGCCUUCCUCUCUUGAUACUUUGUGCCAUCUCAAUUACAAUAAGGUAUUAAAUGUCGAAGAAACAAUUGUGAACAGAAUAAAAACAAUUACGAAAAAG